AUGAUAAUAGCACGGAAAAAGCUGCAAAUUCAAAGGUUAUGGCGGCAAAGGUGGGUUAAUUUUUGAAAAAUCUGGUGGAAAUGACCGUAUUUCAGAGGCUGCCGCGUGGGGACGUACAUCUGCCUUGGAGUGCUCGUUUUGUUCGGAUUUGUCUACAACAACAACGGAAAGGUUAGUAUAUUCUUAUUUUCACCUGAAAUUCUGGAAAAAUUCAGACUGGAAUGUCGUCGGCCGAUUCAAACAGUGCGGCGCUGAAAUUCGAUGAGGAUUUGAGCAAUCGCGAGUUGCCAGGAGGUCCAGAUCCGAAUACCAUCUACCGCGCUGAUCAGCUCGGAAACUAUGAGCCAAAGACACCGGAAGUACCGUCAAAUCAGCCGGGAGAGCACGGAAGGCCCGUUCCAGUGACGGACGAAGAGGGAAUGGCGGCCGGAAGAGCCGCGGAGCGAGAGUUCGGAUUCAACACCUACGUCUCCGACAUGAUUUCGAUGAAUCGAACUAUUCCGGACAUUCGACCGAAGGAAUGCAAGCAUUGGGACUACCCGGAGAACUUGCCGACCGUCUCUGUUGUCAUUGUAUUCCAUAACGAAGGAUGGACUCCGCUUCUUCGAACCGUCCAUUCGGUGCUCCUUCGCUCACCGCCAGAGCUUAUCGAACAGAUUGUCAUGGUUGACGACGAUUCAGAUAAACGUAAGACAUCAAAUUUUCUCGACAGACAACAAUAUAUGUUUCAGAACAUCUGAAAGAGAAGCUGGACAAAUACGUGACUCGCUUCAAUGGAAAAGUGAUCGUAGUGCGAACCGAGCAACGAGAAGGACUCAUUCGCGCUCGUUCGAUCGGAGCAAAGCACUCGACCGCAGAAGUCGUUCUUUUCCUCGAUGCGCAUUGCGAAGUGAACACCAACUGGCUCCCGCCGCUGCUAGCGCCCAUCAAACGCAAUCGCAAAGUGAUGUCGGUGCCGGUCAUCGACGGAAUCGACUCGAACUCGUGGGAAUACCGCAGCGUGUACGGCAGUCCGAACUCGCAUCACAGUGGCAUUUUCGAAUGGGGACUUCUCUACAAAGAGACGCAGAUCACCGAAAGAGAGACGAGCCAUCGCAAGUACAACAGCCAGCCGUUCCGAUCGCCCACGCACGCCGGCGGCCUGUUCGCCAUCGAUCGUCUCUGGUUCCAAGAGCUCGGCUAUUACGACGAAGGACUGCAGAUCUGGGGCGGAGAGCAGUACGAGUUGAGCUUCAAGAUCUGGCAGUGCGGCGGCGGAAUCGUGUUCGUGCCGUGCUCGCACGUCGGCCACGUCUACAGAUCUCACAUGCCGUACAGUUUUGGUAAACUGGCCGGAAAACCCGUCAUUUCUAUUGUAAGUUUUGAGAGCGUGUUUUGUGCGAAACGUGUACGACCUUGCAGAACAUGAUGCGAGUGGUGAAAACGUGGAUGGACGACUACGCAAAGUACUACCUGACCCGCGAACCGCAAGCGGCGCACGUUGACCCCGGAGACAUCUCCGCUCAGUUGGCUCUCCGCGAUCGUCUCCAAUGCAAAUCGUUCAAAUGGUACGUGGAAAACGUGGCGUACGAUGUGCUCAAGAGUUACCCACUUCUGCCGCCGAACGACGUCUGGGGAGGAGCGAGAAAUGCGGCGACGGGCAAGUGUCUCGACCGAAUGGGCGGCAUUCCGGGACCACUCGGAGCGAACGGGUGCCACGGAUACGGAGGGAACCAGCUGCUUCGUCUGAACGUCGAAGGACAACUGGCGCAGGGCGAGUGGUGUCUGACGGCGAACGGAAUCCGAGUGCAGGCGAAUCACUGUGUGAAGGGGACCGUCAACGGAGCAUGGGUCUAUGACAGAGUAGGAUAUAGUUUACGAGAAACGCAUUGUGAAAUGAAACAACUGUUUAGAACUCGCAACAAAUUUUGCACAAACAAAAGCGAAUGUGUCUGACGGUGGGCGAAGAAGGAUCGGACGUCCUUCUGCAAGUGUGCAGCGAUGACAAUGAACGACAAAAGUUCGUAUGGAAAGAGUUCUACCAAUCCAGCUAG
This is a messenger RNA of Caenorhabditis sp. 36 PRJEB53466, 2033 nucleotides long. Lineage: Eukaryota; Metazoa; Nematoda; Chromadorea; Rhabditida; Rhabditidae. The record is from the annotation of a GenBank genome assembly.